GCAUGAAAGGAGGGUGCGAAGUUUGUGGCUAACAGAAAUGUCAGGAAACACUGAGCAUCAACCAACUGCCAAGACAAAGUAAAAUAAUUAACUAACAGGAGUUAAUUAACCAGCAUCUGAGCAUCUAAAACCAACAUAAUGAAGAGCUUUCUUCUACUCACCCUCACACUGAUGGCAGGCCGUGAAGCCUCAAGUGACAAACUGCCAUGUACAAAAGGAUGGGUCGAAUUCACCUGCAAGUAUCCUAAUAGAAAUAAAAAUUAUGCAACGAUUGAGGUACAUUAUCAACCAGAAACUGUACGCAGCACUGAAAAGGAUAAGUGGCAAAGUGUGGGCAGGUAUUUCCUGUACCAUGACACACAAAGUGAAAAACUCAGGGUGGCCAUCAAAAAAAUUCAAUAUGGGGACUCUGAUGACUACAAGUGUGUAUUUUUCCCAGGACAGCAUAAAACAAAAGUGAAAGGUGAGGAAAUGAGGUGUCGGAGACCACUGACUCAAACUGCGUACACAACAGCUAAAACCACCAUCACGUGUAAUAACCCAGCAAACGGCUACAGAUCCACUGCUGAGUUCUUCUGCAAAGAGGGCAGCUCCUCCUGUGGGGACCUUUUAUCAGACUCUUCUUCGAAGUCAAACGGGAGGUUCACUUUCACAAACACAGGCAGUGGCUUCACAGUGUCCAUCAGUAACGUGUCCUCACAGGAUGAGGGCGUCUACUGGUGUGGAGUCAAACCAGAUAAAGGAAGUGACAGUACAGGACUAACACAGAUACAACUGAAGGUUCAAAACAUUUCCACCUUCACAGCAUCACCAGCUGUUGGACAGGACCUCAUGUACUGGUGUGGUUACCACAGUGGUACUUAUGAAAAUAAAUUCAUCUGUAAGGGAGAAGAUCCAUCUACAUGUCAGCGUCUGGUGAGCACUAACCAGGGAAGUGUCGGCAGGAGGUUCUCCAUGAAAGACGAUAAGAGCCAGAGCAACAUCACUGUAACGGUGAGAAGAGUAACAGCAGACGACACUGGGACGUACUGGUGUGGAGCAGAAAGCACUGACAGUGGACACAGGAACCAGUUCCUCCACAGAUACCUGAUCACUGUAGGUGAGUGUUCAGACCACAGCUAUGCAGAGAUACAAGAGCACCCCCAGAAGCCAGCCUCAGGAACUGAACUGAAAACGGUUUAUGCCACUGUCAACCUUCCCCCAAAUCCCUCUGCCUUCAUGUUCUACUCUGAAGUCAACAGCUCUGGUGAAUUAGGCCAUCCAUGUCAUUUCUGUUUCCUGGCUGUGAACAAGCCUGAUCGUACUUGUUCUUCUCUGCCAGGAUCUCAGUGUUCGAGAAACACAGGACAUGGAGCACAGAACAACACAGAGGACCACAGCUAUGCAGAGAUACAAGAGCACCCCCAGAAGCCAGCCUCAGGAACUGAACUGAAAACGGUUUAUGCCACUGUCAACCUUCCCCCAAAUCCCUCUGCCUUCAUGUUCUACUCUGAAGUCAACAGCUCUGGUGAAGUCAGUGGGGACACAUAUUCUGCUGUGAGGGACGAUGGCCAGCACUGAACCUACUCGGCUGCCAAUCAUCCAACCAGGCUUUGUGAAGACGCUCUUGGUUCCACUGCCAACAGGCCACAGCAGCAAUGAAUGAAGCUUCUUUUUCAAAACCAGGCACAAAGAGAGCAGCGCAAACAGCAGCCAACAAGUCUAUUGAACUGUGUUGAAGAGACUGAAUUGUCUGCCUCGUGUUCCUUAUGUAAACUUUAUGUUCUGUACAAAACAUUCUGUGGUAACCUGUACCAUUUCACGCACGGCUAAUCCUGUGGCAGAGAGGCUCUGCUAAACAGACCGUAUUACAUCUUUGGUUUUUCCCUGUAUUCUAACAUGUCUUCAUCUAUUAAUAUAUUUAUCUUCAUGUUUUGUUGCUUGAUACUGUUAACAGCUUUUUUGUUGUUCUGCUGGUGGAGUGUAUUUAAGAAGAGAAAAAGAUUUAGGACACUAUUAACUUUGUUUAAUUCACCAAGGUUUAGUCACAGGCUUUCUGCUAGUGUUGUAGUCAAGACCACCUAAACGAGACCAAGACCAAGACCAAGACCGGAGUGUAUCAGGGCCGAGACAACCACUUAAAGUCUUGGUCUUGUUUCAGUGGUCUUCACUACAGCACUACUUUCUGCAUUGGUACACACCAAGUCCUGCAAUCAAACAGUGGAGUUUCACACAAGUCCAACAUCAACUAAGCCUCAAAAGGUACCACAGAACUGAACCAGCUCCCUGAGAUAAGAGUUAAUCCAGCAGCUACUUUGGACUGGACAGAGCACAGGUGUGCAUGUGACAAAUUACCUAAGCAUUCUUACAGCUGCUCUGUUAUUGCUUUAAUGUAUAUGCAUGGGUUUAGAGGACUGGUUGAUCUGAAUGAAAGAUGAGGCAUGGAUCUCUUAUCUUCACUUUUAACUAAAAUGCUAAGGUUUGGGCUUUAAUACACUGCAUUUAGAUUAAAAUAAAAGCUGGAGUCAGGACCAGUCAUGAAAAUGGUGCAGACUUACUAUCAUAGUAGUCUAAUAUACACAAACUCAGUGACAGUGGAAGAAGAAAGAGGAAGGAGAUAAGAAGAGGAUGGUUAACCUAAAAUAUUAACAGGAAACAUAGCUGCACAGACGCCGGAGAUGAAACCAACAAAUGCAAAGAGGAGUCGACACAAAUAGCUGGAGCUCAGUGAUCACACCGAAACUUCAGCUUCACAGAGGAACAACAUGAAGAGCUUCCUUCUUCUCGUCCUCUCACUGACGACAGGUUGUGAGGCCAAGUAUAAAGUGAAGGGAUGUACAGGAGCAUGGGUUGAAUUCACCUGCAACUAUCCAAAGUCAAAUUCUCAAAGUGUUGGCAUAGUUCAUAAUACACAAAUAACCAUACGAAGCACUAGGAAGAAUGAGUGGGAACACAACAACAGAUUCUCCCUGUACCAUGAUACACAAAAUAGAAACCUCAGGGUGUUCAUCAAACAUCUUGUACAGGACGACUCUGGGGACUACCAGUGUAGACCACACCAGUCUAGACCACACACAAACAACCUACAACUGGACCCUG
Messenger RNA from Monopterus albus (swamp eel), 3078 nucleotides. RefSeq lists its product as uncharacterized. Gene Ontology annotation, molecular function: transmembrane signaling receptor activity. The transcript has 8 exons. Gene Ontology annotation, cellular component: plasma membrane. Bases 139 to 1560 code for a protein of 473 amino acids. The record is from RefSeq and is a predicted model, not a curated record. Lineage: Eukaryota; Metazoa; Chordata; Actinopteri; Synbranchiformes; Synbranchidae.